Messenger RNA from Phyllotreta striolata, 1335 nucleotides. The record is from the annotation of a GenBank genome assembly. NCBI's taxonomy places the organism in Eukaryota, Metazoa, Arthropoda, Insecta, Coleoptera, Chrysomelidae.
ACCACUGCUCAAGUCAACUAGUUCACGAGUUCGUUGUAAACAAGCAUGCUUAUUUUAACAUACACUUAAUAUUCAAUUUUAUUUACUUUAAUUUAUUUAAAUAUAAUAUUGGCAUCGUACAAAGUAUACACGUCAAGAAUGAACUGCAGAGAAGACUACCUAGAAUGGGACGAGUAUUUCAUGGCAACUGCCUUUUUAGCAGCCAAAAGAAGCAAAGAUCCCUCGACCCAAGUGGGAGCUUGCAUAGUAAACGAGGACCGGGUUAUUAUCGGUGUGGGUUACAACGGAAUGCCUAAGGGCUGCGAAGAUGGAGAAUUUCCAUGGGGAAAGCAUUCCGAUGACUCAUUAAAAAACAAAUACAUGUACGUCUGCCAUGCUGAGCUCAACGCUGUUCUAAACAAGAACACGGCCAAUAUAAAGAACUGCAAAAUUUACGUCGCGUUAUUUCCAUGCAACGAAUGCGCCAAGGUUAUCAUUCAGUCUGGAAUAAAGGAGGUUAUAUAUUUAUCUGAUAAGCAUGCACACAAAAAAACCACUGUGGCCUCCAAAAAAAUGUUCGAUGCCGUAGGAGUUCGAUAUAGGCAAUUUGUUCCGAAACAUUCGAAAAUUGUUAUAGAUUUUAAUCAAAUUAAUUGGGACAAUAUGAAUCAACUCCCAGAUACUCCGAUAAAAAAUCGAAAGGAUUUUGAAUGACAUUAGGCAAUAUUUUACAUCAAUUGCCCUUUUCCCACCUUAUCUAGGGGAGGUAUUGGUAAUAGCGCCAAAUUUAAAUUGAAUGAUUGAAUCUAAACUAGAAGUUUAACCAAAACCAAUUUUUUUUUUCGUUAACUUCCAGUUAACUCAUUAUGCUACAGUUGAAAACCAACUGCAAUAUGUAAUCUCUAGUUUAUUACUAAUUUGGUCAAUUAAUUUAGUCAAUUAGGUUGUAAAAUCAAAAUGAUACAUCAUAAAGUGACAAGUGGCUGUUUUAUUUCAAAUAUACUGACAACAUAUCUACACUAUCUAUAAGAUAUUUUUAUUGUAUGUGUUACAGAAGAAGCUAGAUAGACGUAAACCUAGGUUUACCUGAGUAAACUGCGAAAUACCCAAGAAUAAACAUGGGUAGUGAAGGUUUUUGGGGUUUCUUGGGUUCACGUCAUGCCACGAGAAACUCAUCCUACCCGAGUAAACCUAGGUUUAGUCAUUUAUCUAACUUUACCCGUAACAUAUGUAUACUUGUAUUAUAUGUAUAUUUUUGAUACCAAUAGGUACAAAUUUACUUAUAGAUAAUUGCCUGCAUUGAAACGGUACCUGCUUUAACUUGUAUUUUUAACUAUAAAAGGUUUAUAAGUAAAC